Cuscuta campestris is the source of this 1295-nucleotide messenger RNA. The record is from the annotation of a GenBank genome assembly. Lineage: Eukaryota; Viridiplantae; Streptophyta; Magnoliopsida; Solanales; Convolvulaceae.
GCUUUAUCCUAUGUGUUUUAUUGAUGCAUUGAGGGGGCGAACAGGGCGGGAUGGAUUAACACACAACAUGUUGGAGUUGAUACAUACUCACUGGAGAAGACUACCGGUUUGCAAAGUACGGUGUUUGGGUGUCCCGACUGUUGAUAUGGACAACAUAUGCCGCUGCAUUGAGGUUGUUUCGUUUAUUCGUACUCCUGGCAUAGAUUAUUAUUCCAUCGUGCUUUCAAAACACACGGUUUGAUGAACGAACUUAUUAUAAUUAUUACUUUUGUGGGAUUUCAUUGGCUUCUUGUUGUUGUUGCUAUCAGGAGAAGACUGGUGGAAAAGUAAUUUAUCGAGUUGGUGCUGUGGUUUAUGUUUUUCGGGGGAGGAACUAUGUUCAUCAUCUCCGUCCACAGUUACCAGUGAUGCUAUGGAAACCAGCUGCACCGGUUUAUCCAAAGCUUAUACAGGAAGCUCCACAAGGACUAACCAAACAAGAAGCCGAUGAAUUUCGAGAAAAAGGGAAAAAGUUGCUCCCUAUAUGUAAAUUAGGCAAAAAUGGGGUCUAUGUUGACCUUGUGAAGGAUGUAAGGGAUGCCUUUGAAGGGUCUCCAUUAGUGAAGAUCGAUUGCAAAGGGUUGCACGCUCGUGACUACAAGAAGUUAGGCGCCAAGCUAAAGGAUUUGGUACCGUGUGUGCUGUUAUCAUUUGAUGAAGAACAAGUGCUGAUGUGGAGGGGAAAUGAUUGGAAGCCGAGACACAAAAAUUAUUCCCAUAUUCGUGUUGCUGAUGAUACCGCCUGCUUAAGAUCUCCAGGAACUAGAAGUGAAGUGAGCCCGAGAAUGGCAACCCUUUGGCAGAGAGCGGUUGAUUCAGGAACGGCAUUGCUGCUAGAUGAGAUAAAUCUUGAACCCGAUGAUCUUUUGAAGAGGGUGGAGGAAUUCGAAGGCACUUUGCAGGCCAUGAAUCGCUCAUACCCUAUCGAUACAUUUGGUGGUGGCAGUGGCGGUGGUGGUGGUGAUUCGGACGGGGAGGAUCUUAUCAAUGAUGACUUGCUUGACGUUGUCCCGGAAUCUGAACUCCCGUUCGGGUCUUUACCCAUUGAUGCAAUAGUUGAGCAGUUUAGUUAGAACAUCUGUCAAUGGUGUCAUUGUGUUGUUAUGUUAGUUAUUAUCUCCAAGUAUGAGUUUGUGUGCUGAGGUCUGUAUAAAGGAUUGGGGGCAAUAGAUAGAUCCAUGAACAAAAAUGUGUUCUUGUAAAUAGGGAAAUCUUUGGAGUACAAUCUUCAUUUUGAAUGAAAUUUUUACUGAAAU